CUUGCCGCAUUCCACCUUGGUAUCGCGACCGCUCCACCUCCCCAAGAUACCCGGUGCUGUAUGCCUACAGUGCGACUCCAUCUUCGAGGACCCUGUUAUUCUGCUCGAACCGCGACUGCAAUUGCGUCUACCCGCCGAAUACCUACGCGAACAACUGUCCCGCGAUCCAUACCUCGAGCGCAACUGCGCACGCUCCAUACGUCACUGCUCAGGAUGGAUACACACAAUACGUCUGGCGUGUCUGCCUCUUCGGGCGACGACCUAAAUCUCAAGAAUAGGCUGAACGAGAGCCGAAGCCCAUACGUCCGCGGCCAUAUGAACAAUCCAGUCGCAUGGCAGAUGUGGGGACCAGAGGCCAUCGAGCUGGCGAAGAGGUCCAACAGACUGAUAUUCAUCAGCAUAGGCUAUGCUGCAUGCCAUUGGUGUCAUGUCAUGGAGCGCGAGUCGUUUGAGAACCAAGAAGUCGCAAACCUACUAAACAAGAACUUCAUCCCGAUAAAGAUUGAUCGCGAAGAGCGUCCCGAUGUAGAUCGGAUAUACAUGAAUUAUGUUCAGGCUACGACCGGCUCGGGCGGAUGGCCGCUCAAUGUCUUCAUUACGCCGGAUUUAGAGCCUAUAUUUGGUGGGACGUAUUGGCCGGGGCCGGGCUCCACGAUGGGCAUGGGUGAACAGAUCGGGUUUAUCGGCAUCUUGGAGAAGAUAAGGGAUGUCUGGAAGAAUCAGCAACAGAGGUGUUUGGAUUCGGCGAAAGAGAUUACAGCGCAACUGCGAGACUUUGCAGAGGAUGGAAACAUCAGCAGAAUGGAUGGUGCGGAUCACGAUGGGCUGGAGUUGGAGCUGCUCGAUGAAGCUUUUGAGCACUUCAAGAGAAAGUACGACCAGUUACAUGCUGGCUUUGGAAGCGCCCCAAAGUUCCCCACGCCCUCGAACCUCCAUUUCCUCCUGAAACUAUCUCAAUAUCCGAGCGCGGUUGCCGACGUCAUCGGAGCAAAAGAUUGCACAUUUGCAAAAGAUAUGGUACUGGCGACGUUGGAUGCGAUGAACAGGGGUGGCAUACACGACCAGAUUGGUAAUGGCUUCGCGCGAUACUCGGUCACAAACGACUGGAGCUUACCGCAUUUCGAGAAGAUGCUUUACGACCAGACGCAACUACUACCGGUGUAUCUGGAUGCGUAUCUCGUGACAAAGAGCCCCGAACAUCUCGCUGCUGUUCACGACAUUGCGACGUAUCUCACUAGUGCGCCUAUGCAAGCUGUACAUGGUGGCUUCUUUUCCUCAGAAGACGCGGACUCUUUAUAUAGACCAAACGAUAAGGAGAAACGUGAAGGAGCAUUCUACGUGUGGACUUUGAAUGAAUUACAGGACAUACUAGGCGAUCGAGAUGCUGAGAUCCUGGCACGAUAUUACAACGUCAAGGACGAGGGAAAUGUUGCUCCCGAACAUGAUGCCCACGACGAGCUCAUUAAUCAGAACGUGCUUGCGAUCACCACAACACGGGCAGAUCUAGCGAAACAAUUCGCUCUUUCUGAGGAAGAAGUGAACAAGACCCUCGCCCAAGGCCGACAAAAGCUGCUCGAGCACCGCAACAAAGAGCGCCCAAGACCCGCUCUUGACGACAAGAUCGUCGUAUCAUGGAACGGCCUCGCCAUUGGGGCUCUAGCACGAACAGCUGCAGCACUUUCCGCGCAAGACCCUACGUGCUCAAGAGAGUAUCUCGCUGCAGCAGAGAAGGCCGCCUCAUUCCUCCGGAAAGAACUCUAUAACAGCGAUUCGCGUACACUAACACGUGUCUAUCGGGAAGGCCGCGGCGACGCCCCCGGUUUCGCAGACGACUACGCCUACCUCAUUUCCGGGCUCAUAGACCUCUACGAAGCGACCUUCAACGACACAUACCUCCAAUGGGCAGACGACCUCCAGCAAUCACAACUCCAUCUUUUCUGGGACAAAGAGAACCUUGGCUUCUUCUCCACGCCCGAGAACCAGACUGAUUUGAUUAUGCGAUUAAAGGAUGGAAUGGAUAAUGCGGAGCCGGGUACGAAUGGCGUGUCAGCGCACAACCUAGAUCGCCUAAGUGCGCUGUUGGAGGACGGGGAGUAUGGCAAGAAGGCAAGGGAGACGAGUAGUGCAUUUGAGGCGGAAAUCAUGCAGCACCCGUUUCUGUUCCCGAGUAUGAUGGACUCUGUUGUCGUUGGGCGAUUGGGUAUCCGACACACUGUUAUCACUGGUGAGGGCCAGAGGGUGGAGGAAUGGAUACGAAGGUAUAGAGAGAAGCCGACGGGACUGGGCACGGUGAGCAGGAUUGGUAAAGGGUUGGGUGCGUGGCUGAAUCAGCGGAAUCGGUUGGUGAAGAGUAUGGAUGCAGGCAAAGAAGGGGUUAUGGUGUGUGAGCAUGGAGCGUGUAGAGAGGAGUUGAGUAUGGACAUGGGGAGUGUGGGAGAUGCUAUUCCUGCUUUAUGAUGAUAAUUUGGAAGCUAGGCAGUGCGUACUGGGAAAGAUGAUAAUGGCUCGAAAGGUACGGAAUGUAUAAAUGAUUUUAGUCUAGUAAGCUCCAAGCAACAGCAUUUUUUACCACGUCUGAUAUAGUUCGAAACAAGACAGCUGAAUUACAACUCGUGG
Molecule: messenger RNA, 2616 nt
Organism: Cucurbitaria berberidis CBS 394.84
Lineage: Eukaryota; Fungi; Ascomycota; Dothideomycetes; Pleosporales; Cucurbitariaceae
Exons: 2
Coding region: 214-2457 (747 amino acids)
Biological process (GO): carbohydrate metabolic process
Source: RefSeq, a predicted model, not a curated record